AUGUUGUUCGCACUCGUCUUCAUCUGCACUCGGCUCUGCCAGAUCGUCACGCUGAUCCCCCCCGUGGGCAUGCUCAGCUGGUUCGUCGCCAAGUUCAACGACGCAAACGUCCUCACCCCCGACGCCAUCCUCGUCCUCUUCAUCGUCACCGUCCUGGCCCUCGCGUGGUGCCUCUUCACGCUCGUCGCCUACAGCCGCUCGUCGCACAACGCCCUCUUCGUCAGCUUCGUCGACCUGUGCUUCCUCGGCGCGCUCAUCGCGGGCAUUUAUUUCCUGCGCGCCAUCCAGUGGACCGACUGCUCGGACCCGUCGUCGUCGCGGGAGGUCUGGUACUACAGGAUUCACGAUGUGGGCAUUCCCGGGUUCAGGUGGUCGGUGGACAAGCCGUGCGCCAUGCUCAAGGCGUCGUGGGCGUUUGCCAUUAUGAACACCGUGUUUUUUGCGGUGACGGCGCUGGCGGCGUUUGCGCAUGGCGAUAGCGAUGUGCAUCAUCAUCACAGGGACAAGUAUGUCGUGCGCGAGGUGAGGAGGAGCUCGCAUAGUCAUGGCGGCAGGCACAGUCAUCGCCGGAGCCAUUCCGGGUCGAGGAGCCACCAUUCGGGGUAUGACCGCGGGUAUCACGUAUGA
Messenger RNA from Trichoderma reesei QM6a, 627 nucleotides. RefSeq lists its product as uncharacterized. NCBI's taxonomy places the organism in Eukaryota, Fungi, Ascomycota, Sordariomycetes, Hypocreales, Hypocreaceae. The coding region runs from base 1 to 627 and encodes 208 amino acids. The transcript is spliced from 2 exons. The record is from RefSeq and is a predicted model, not a curated record.